AGGAUCCAAAAUUGGAUUUCUGGUUGUGAUCGAUUCAAAUUACAGUUAAAGUGAGAAAUAGCAGCUCUGCCGCCAAACUUCCAUUUCCUCGCAUUCAGCCAAAAAUUUCUCUACAUGUGUCAUCAAAUUAUCGAACCCAUGAAACCCGCUUCUAUGGCUGACACAGUACCAAUUCUGAAAGUUAAGGAGAGAACCCAAAUAUCAUGGAUCUUGGUCCUCUAUUUAUUCUCGACGUGGGUUCCUUCUUCUUUAUCAAAGAAAUUCAAGUGAGUAGAGAAGCGUGUAAAUCAAUCUUCCAUGGAGUCUGGUGCUGAUGCGAGGAAUGAUAGAAGAACUGCCGAGGAAAAAGCCAUCGAUGAUUGGCUUCCAGUGACAUCCUCCAGAAACGCAAAGUGGUGGUACUCAGCCUUUCACAAUGUCACCGCCAUGGUUGGUGCCGGUGUCCUCAGUCUUCCUUACGCCCUAUCUCAACUCGGAUGGUAUCCCUUUUCCUUCAAUCCAAGUCUUCUCUGGGCUUUGGAAUCACAGUACUAGUCCUCUCUUGGGUGAUUACACUCUACACACUAUGGCAAAUGGUGGAAAUGCACGAAAUGGUUCCAGGAAAAAGAUUUGACAGAUACCAUGAGCUAGGGCAACAUGCUUUUGGUGAAAAACUCGGGCUUUUUGUUGUAGUCCCUCAACAGUUGAUAGUGGAAGUAGGCACAUGCAUUGUCUACAUGGUGACUGGAGGAAAAUCUCUACAGAAGUUUCAACAAUCAAUUUGCCCUGAUUGUAAACCUCUAAGAACCACUUACUUCAUCUUGAUUUUCGCCUCUGUUCACUUUGUACUUGCUCACCUCCCAAAUUUCAACUCCAUUAGUGGUGUCUCUUUAGCUGCUGCCAUCAUGUCAUUGAGUUAUUCAACGAUUGCUUGGGUGGCUUCAUGGAAAAGGGGAGCUCAUGAUGACGUGGACUAUAGUCCAAGGUCGAAAACUUCUGUGGGACAAAUGUUUGGGAUGUUUAGUGCUUUGGGUGAUGUGGCAUUCGCGUAUGCGGGUCAUAAUGUGGUUUUAGAGAUCCAAGCGACUAUCCCUUCAACACCUGAAAAGCCAUCAAAGGGACCAAUGUGGUUGGGUUGUGUUGUUGCGUAUAUAAUUGUUGCUAUUUGCUACUUUCCUGUUGCAAUAAUUGGGUUUUAUGUGUUUGGGAACACUGUUGAUGACAAUAUUCUUAUCACUCUUGAACACCCUCCAUGGCUUAUUGCUUCAGCUAACAUGUUUGUCAUCAUCCAUGUCAUUGGUGGGUAUCAGAUUUUUUCGAUGCCUGUUUAUGACAUGAUAGAAACUUUCUUGGUGAAAUCAGUGAAACUGAAGCCGAGUGGUGUCCUUCGAUUCACUGUUCGUACAUUAUUUGUUGUUAUCACUACUUUUAUUGCAAUCACAUUCCCUUUCUUUGGUGGACUUCUUGGAUUCUUUGGAGGGUUUGCAUUGGCACCAACCACCUAUUACCUUCCAUGCAUUAUUUGGCUAAUAGUUAGGAAGCCUAAAAGAUGGAGCAUAACUUGGUGCAUAAAUUGGAUUUGCAUAGUAAUUGGUGUGCUAAUAAUGAUUUUAGCACCAAUUGGAGGUCUAAGGUCGAUUAUUAGGUCAGCUGGGAGCUACAAAUUUUACUCGUGAAGAACUGAAAAAUGCAACAAGUAUUGGAGUUUGUGUAAAAAGAGUGAUUUGGUAUUUGUGAAUAAAUAAAGAAAUAAGUCUCUCAGGUGAAAGUUAGAGAUUAAAAUAGAUGUAGGUGUUGGGAGUUUGAUGUGUAUGGUGUUUUUUUUGUAGUUUGCAAGUGAUGUACUACUAUCAGUGUUAGGCUCAACUCGUGGUACAAGCUUGUAUUUGUUUGCU
Molecule: messenger RNA, 1874 nt
Organism: Lactuca saligna
Lineage: Eukaryota; Viridiplantae; Streptophyta; Magnoliopsida; Asterales; Asteraceae
Source: the annotation of a GenBank genome assembly